Gymnodraco acuticeps is the source of this 568-nucleotide messenger RNA. RefSeq names its product S100 calcium binding protein A1 (gene s100a1). Gene Ontology annotation, molecular function: calcium ion binding; transition metal ion binding. Bases 103 to 408 code for a protein of 101 amino acids. The transcript is spliced from 3 exons. NCBI's taxonomy places the organism in Eukaryota, Metazoa, Chordata, Actinopteri, Perciformes, Bathydraconidae. The record is from RefSeq and is a predicted model, not a curated record.
GACUGAUUUGCACACAGGUGAGAGGAGCCAUAUAACUGCGGAGGAGAAGCCACAUCCAGCAGCAGAUCUGUCAGCAUCAGGCAUUAACUACACGACUGAAAUAUGGCUUCCCACCUGGAAUCCUCCAUUGAAGGCAUCAUUAAAGUCUUCCACUCAUAUUCUGGAAGAGAAGGUGACAAAUACAAGCUGAGCAAAUCGGAGCUGAAGAACCUGUUGGAGGGGGAAUUUGGUGACUCCAUGAAGAGCUGCAAGGACCCCCAGGUGCUGGAGCACAUUAUGAGCGGGCUGGAUGAAGACAAGGACGGGGAAAUCAGCUUCCAGGAGUUUGUCGUUCUGGUUUUUGAGCUGACUGUGACCUGCAAUGAAUUCUUCCAAGACAUGAAGGAUCAGGGUUCUAAGAAAGUCUGAGCAUUCAGAAUAAAUCCCCAAUCCCUCCUUUACAUCAUUAAGAUCCAAACUAUAUUAUAGUUUGUGGAACUUUCAAUCACUACAAACUAAAUGUCAUGAUUCUGAUAUUUUAUUUUUGUCCUUGAAAAGUAUUCCACCUCAAUAAAGAUGUCAUCCUUUA